UUACACUUCUCAAGCAGGGGUUUAGAUGCAAAUGUUUGAUUGAAAUUAAUCAAAACAAAAUUAGUUUAAGAAUCAUGUCACCUACUCUAAAUGGGAGUUUAUGAUUGAUACCAUAAAACCAAACAAGCAAUAAAAUAUGCUUCAAUUGAGAACUUCCUGAUAUCAAAUUGUAGUUUCCUAUACCAAUUGUAUUAGAUACUAGAUAGUAACACUUUACUGAUUAAUUAGAAAUCAAUUAUGUUAUUAUUUAUAAAAUAGUAACGUGCAUGAGUAUUAAUUCAGCUUGCUAGCAUUAUGAGAAAUAUAUGCUUUUAUACAUUUGUUUGUUUCUAGACAGAUUUAUUAUUCCAUCUUAUUUUUAUAUCAUAAGUUUCAUACAAAUUGAGAUUCUUUAUUUGUCAUGCAGGUUUUGCCACCAUCAACAGGGCCAAAAUUUCCUUCAUUUGGAAUGUUGAAGCAUCUGGAGCUUGGCUUAGUUGCUGGUGAAAUUUUGUUAGGCAUACUUCUCAAGUCACCAAUUCUCAAGACUUUAAUUUUAAAGGGACUAAAAUCUAAAUUUGACAAAGAGCUUUUUAGCUCUGCUGAUGUGCCUGAGUGUUUGCAAAAUACCUUGGAGGUUGUGAAAUUUGGAGAAGUACAUGGACUUGAGCAUGAGUUGUGGUUAGCUAAAUUUGUGAUGGAAAAUGGUUUGGUCCUGAAGAGGAUGAGUUUCUCUGUUCCUUCCUGGUUAGGCAAUUUUAAUGCCAUUGAAGAAUUUAAAGAGAAGCUAUUCUCUUUCAAGAAACCUUUUAGUUUUGCUUUUGUUGAAUUCUCAUCUCUUCGAGUUCGAGGUUAGAUAAGUUUGUAACUACAUUUUGGUUUAGUUUCUAUGGUAAGGUACUUCAUUAAAGCACACAUGUUAUUAGUGCUAUUUCUAAAUGGGGUUUUUGGGUCCACCAUAUCUCAUUUAAAUGGUGUGAUUAAGACCAUUUUACUAUUUGGCAACUAUUAGAAUUUAGCAGUAGUAUUUCACUGGAAUUGGUUAUGUUGAACUUUG
Messenger RNA from Arachis ipaensis, 1036 nucleotides. Lineage: Eukaryota; Viridiplantae; Streptophyta; Magnoliopsida; Fabales; Fabaceae. The record is from RefSeq and is a predicted model, not a curated record.